Messenger RNA from Ophidiomyces ophidiicola, 1095 nucleotides. RefSeq lists its product as uncharacterized. The record is from RefSeq and is a predicted model, not a curated record. Lineage: Eukaryota; Fungi; Ascomycota; Eurotiomycetes; Onygenales; Onygenaceae. The transcript has 2 exons. Bases 1 to 1095 code for a protein of 364 amino acids.
AUGGCGCAAGGCGGCGCGAGAAGCCUCGCGCCAUUCUUUAAACAGGUCUCUCCCUUGCUGAAAAUCACCCGAUCGAGGAGACCGUUUUCAAGUACUCGUUCCUAUACUAAAGAGCCAGUGCCUACUUUCACGCCUACCAGCUCUCCCGAACUGACUCGGCUCUUCGAAAAAUACCGCCAAAAUUUCUUCAUUCCUAUGUCCCUAGGCCUCCGUCAUAGAAACUUAAUAUAUAAGAACAAAUAUGCGAAAAAAUUAGAAGAUAACCCCAUAUCCAUCAACAUUGGCCGAGGGCGCGAAGAGAUAUAUCAUCUUAAACCUCUCGAAAAGACUGGACACCCUGGGACCUCUGAAUUAAGGGAGGUAGUAGCUUUGAUGAAGACGCGCGAAGAUUGGUACAACCUUCUACCGCUUUUAGUUGGGCUUAAAAUAUCAAAGCGACAGUUAGUGGGAAGACGUUUGACUUGGUUGAUUCGUCGGGCCGGGUUUGCUGGACAGGCUAGUAUUCUACUUGAGUGUGCAAAGCAAUCGAAGCGAACUGGCCUUACACUUAACCAUGCAGAUAUAGCGAUGCAGUUUUUUUUGGCAAUUCGGUACAAUGCCCGAGAAGCAGGUUUCAGGGGUCCAGAGGUACAAACAUCCUUACGACAAGCCACCCAAGCAGCAGAAUUGCUCGACGCCCCGGAGCAUACUUCCACUUCUAUGACCAAAGACGCCAAGCGUCUCCCUGAAAUAAUAGGCAUUCUCCUCGAAUUGGAAGCUGCAAAUACUCUCAAUACUCUGGAGGGGAAAGACGUUGAAGGCCGCGUUCGCUCAUACGCUGAGAAACUUAUUAGCACUUGGCGCUUGGGCAACCUUGACAUUCCAUCCAAGUGGCAUGAAGCCAACCUCAGACUUCUCAAUAUUAUUCCGACAUGGCAUGGAAUCAGUUUGGCAUUACAAGUGAAAGAUAUUCAGGCUAAUACCGACUUGUCAAAUUCCUUACGGUCAUACAUGAGUGAGCUUGGAGGAAAAAUCGAGGCUGCUGUUGAAAUUGUAGCCAAAGAAAAUCCAACUGCAGCAGGUUUGAAGCAGGCUGAGCUAUUGUAUCGUAAAUAA